This is a messenger RNA of Acipenser ruthenus (sterlet), 2822 nucleotides long. Its product is annotated as CD209 antigen-like protein A. The coding region runs from base 14 to 415 and encodes 133 amino acids. Lineage: Eukaryota; Metazoa; Chordata; Actinopteri; Acipenseriformes; Acipenseridae. The record is from RefSeq and is a predicted model, not a curated record. The transcript is spliced from 5 exons.
CUGUGUUAGCUUCAUGCUGGUCUCCCUCCAUUCUGCUACAAUCUUACAACAAUCUAACAAGAUGUCUGGUGAAGUUCUCUACUCCAGUGUCAAGUUCACUCGGAAACCAGGCGACCAAGCAGCUGCUAAACUGUGUGCAGGAAGGGAAGACGAUGUCACCUAUGCUACAGUGAAGUUUGCAGAAGCUCCAAGCUCCCAGCAGCAGCAGCAGACAGACCCCAGCCGCACAGCGGAGCGGGUUUGUAAAGCCUGUCCAGUGAACUGGGUGGAGUCCAAUGGAAAGUGCUACUACUUCUCAACUGAUACAAUGGACUGGAACUCCAGCCGGGCUAGCUGUGUGUCAAUGGGAGCAGACCUGGUGAUUAUAGAGAGCGAGGCAGAGCAGAGAUUCUUAUUGGAUAAAGCUAAAGCCUAGACUGGAUGGAAUUCCCACUGGAUAGGUCUGACUGAUGCUGUUACUGAAGGAGUCUGGCUCUGGGUGGACGACACUCCUCUCAAUGACAAGGCAAAAUUCUGGGUCACUAGGAGUGAUGGUGGUAAUGAGCCUGAUGACCAUAAGGAAGAGGACCCGUCUGGUGAAGACUGUGCACGACUAGAACCAGACUGGAAUUCCUAUGAGACCUGGUUCUAUGUCUCAUGCAAAAAACAAUAUCAAAGGAUUUGUGACAAUUUGUGGCAAUGAAAGUCUAAAAAGAGGAUGUGACAGGUUGACCGAGUGACGACGUCCCCAGAGCAGAAAGCUGACACAGACACACACAGGCAGGUACUCGGGUGAAAGCGCUGGUGCAUGCGUAUUUAUUUAAAAAUAAAAUUAAACAAAAACAACGCUCACAGAGCAAAAAUAAAUAUUUAAAACAAAACAAAUCACGAACACAUAAAAACAAAACGAUACCUAGGUCAGGCUGGGCAGUCGCCUUCACUGAUCCUGUAGUUUUAUUUUUACUUUCGUUUUCGAUUGUCUCCCUCCCCCUCCCUAUUCCCUCUCUCUCUCCCUCUCCCUCAAACACCCACCUUGAACACAGAAACAGACAGGUUCAUAUACUCAAGGUCAUCUCCGAAUCAACACCCAAUUAAUUAAUUUGAAGACGGACACAUUCUGCACGAGAGUUUUGGUUUGCGUGGCCGACAGUCAAUUUGUCAAUAAUCACUGACUGUUGACCACGCAUUCUCAUGAGCUGUCUGUCAGAGGCGAGCUGCUAACACCGCCUGUGCCAGACCACAUUCAAACCAAUAAUAAACAAAACACUCGUCUUUUUAAUAAACACAAAAUCCCUUUUGCCAGCACAUUCACCCGUGCUACAUAAACACAACCCAAUACAUGAUUUCCAGGCAGGGCUUUGCCCCGCCCCCUCUAACAAUGUUCAGGGCUUCUCCUCUGCCCUGCCACACAGGACAAUCAGGAAAAAAGGAAACUAACGUCACUGAAGCACAAAGAGAGACGAGAAAGAAUAGAAGAAACUCAGUUCAGAUAGACAAGCAUGCAGGUCAUCCCCCAACAUUACCAUAUUAACCGUUUGAUUCCACAUUAUGAAAAAGCAGAGAUAACAAUGAGCUGGUGGUUGUUUGUACUGAAUGAAGUCUGGCCGUGACAACAGAAUUGCAUUGUUUGUUCAUAAACAAAGCUGAAACAUUAAGAAUCUCACAAUAUGAAAUUGCAGCUGAGAUAUAAAACUGAUCUCAGGUAGUUUAGCAAUGUGAACAGAAAGGUCAGUGUUUAUUUAAAACCACUGCACACAUACACCCAGGGGACUCCCGAACCCUGAUCUCCUGUAAAAAAAUAAAUAAAUAAAUAAACAGUUAUCAUGUUCACCAUGCAGAGUGGGAGAGACAGAAAGACCCGAUCAGUGAAGAAAGCUCCACAUCUUGAAUGAGGACCCCAACAACAAGAUUGGGAAUCAAAGGCUUAAUGGUAAUGAUGGGGAGAUUCAACCUGAUUCCUCACAGGGAGGGGCCAGCCCUACCUAACUGAUAGAAGCACACCCCCACAAACAGUCUGAAUCAGCACACUGAUGAAGGCACCAGACUGUGCAGAGUUUAUGAUUGUGUGAAGUAAAUGAAGUCAGACAAGAAAACUAAAAGAAGAUAACUUAUGAAAUUAAGAUAUUUCACCAAGUGGAGUCUUUCUCAAAGUCAUUAUGUUUUGCUUAAUUGUAUAACCGAGUCUUUGGAGUUUUGCUCCCUCUAGUUGUUCACAAGAGGGAUGACUAGUUAGUCACACAGGAUCCAGACAUUUCGAAACUAUAUCCGAGGGCUCUGCUCUGAGCUACAAUAGAGCAACCCACUGAAACAACUACUUCAGCAGAUUAGUAUUAUCAUUUUAUAUCCCUGCACUGAUACUCAUUAUAAAAGUUCACCCUGGUAAAUGUUCCUGUGCUUUAGCAGGCUUGUGCUGGUUAGCCAUUGUUUUUACAACACUUUGUAAAAACAAUUGCUGGCUGUCUGUUUAGUUCACAAGCCAGAAAGCUUGCAUUGUUACUGAUAAAGCAGAGUGCACACACAAAAGGCCAAACUCUGGAAGAAUGUGAUAAAUAUUUAGCCAGAUUGUAGAGUCAAAUUGAACAAGAUUAUGAGAUGCAGGUUUCAGUGCAAUGUCUUACUUGUACAAUGUUCUUCAGCAGGUUGAUUAAACUAUUGCUUUGUAUAUUAUAUGAGUUUAUUAUUUUUUAUUCUAUUUGUAUUUGUAUUGAACUCUGCAGACCCCUCUGCGCUGUAUUUGGUAGUGAUUCUGGGGGGACUAUUCAAGUUUGUAUAUUAUUUGAGUUAAUUAAUAAACAUUUUUUAAUGUGAAAUAUUUUUUUAUUCUAACUAUUAACAUUGCUGAU